Molecule: messenger RNA, 3334 nt
Organism: Aplysia californica (California sea hare)
Lineage: Eukaryota; Metazoa; Mollusca; Gastropoda; Aplysiida; Aplysiidae
Product: protein SPT2 homolog
Exons: 5
Coding region: 161-2656 (831 amino acids)
Biological process (GO): nucleosome assembly; regulation of DNA-templated transcription
Cellular component (GO): nucleolus
Molecular function (GO): histone binding; DNA binding
Source: RefSeq, a predicted model, not a curated record
CGUAAAAGUACUUACCCAGCAAAGCUGGGUGUUACACAUUCUCUCAACGUUGCCCGAGACUGUACUUCGUCGUCAGUUCUAGCUUCACAUUUUCACUUGAAGAAGAAAGUCGAAUUUAAGCCCACGGGGCUUUUCGACAGCCUUGAGCUGCUCUUCUACCAUGGACUUUCACAGUUUGAUGAAUAUGGCUGCUUCAAAGCAGGAAAAUUUGGACAAACAUAAAGUGAGCAGGUAUAGUCUGGAUUUGCCGGCUCCGAGGAAGGAAGAAAAGCCCAAGGCCAAGUCUGAGGCAGUCCAGAAACUUAUAAAGGAAAAAGAAAUGGAAAAACGAAAGAAAGAGGAGGCGAUCCGAAAAAAGAGAGAGCAGGAGGAAAAGGAAGAGAAGAAAAGGAACCACUUCAAAAUUCCAAAGAAAAAAGCCGAGCCUGCUCCCACUGACACGGAGAAGUUGAUCAACUCUCUGUUUGAUGAUGACAACGAAGCAGACUCAGACAAAAGCGCUUCUGAUGAAGACCGCAAGGACAAAAUAAACUCUCAGGAAACGUGUGGGAAUGAUGGUCUCACCAACGGGCUUCAUUCUUCUAAAAGUCACAAAGACAAAUCUGACAGCAGUCGAUCUGAUGAGGACAAGAGAAAGUCGUCGAGUGACGGCAAAUCAGGACACCAUAGAUCGUCAUCAUCAAGUCAGAAAUCAUCGUCAACAUCAGAUCGCCAUAAGUCAUCGUCAUCAGAUCAUCAUAAGUCGUCGUCAUCAGAUCAUAAGUCAUCGUCAUCAAAUCAUAAGUCAUCAUCAUCAUCAUCUUCAUCAUCAAAGCACAAAUCAUCGUCGUCUGAUCGUCAUAAGUCGUCGUCUUCAUCUUCAUCUGCUAACAAAUCAAGCUCCUCUCACAGUUCCUCCGGGAACCACAAAUUAAAACAUUCCUCCUCGGACAAGGCUGGUUCACCCGUGUCUAAUCGGGAACGCAGCUCCAGCAGUUCUAACAACUCCUCGCGGAAGGAUAAACACCAGUCCAGUUCAUCCUCUCGUUCUUCCAAACCUCACCUCUCAUCUUCCUCAUCUAAAUCUCAGUCAUCUUCGUCAGAACCAAAAACGGAUGCAGUCAAUGGUAAGAGCUCUACGUCUCCCAGCGAAUCUCAGCAACCUAAACAGUCCCACGCUCAGCCGGUUGUCCUCUCCAAGCACCACCUCAAUCCGCUGAUAGAACGCCAGGCGGCCCAGUCAGCCCCGGCACAACUGUCCGAGCGGGAGAAGAUCCUGGCUCGCCUGCAGGCCAUCAAAGAGCGUACUCUCGCCGCCAUUCACAAGGAGAACGACUCAAAGGGCAAACGGGGUAAACGGGAAAAAGGUUUGGGGAGAAAAUCUAAAGACGGCUCCGACAAACUUGAUGAGAAAGCAAAGUCUGCUGAAAUUGUGCGUGACGUGGUCUCGUCUGAUGAAGACGAAACUGUGGACAAUGCCUUGGACAUCAUGCUGAAUGAGAAUAAAGUUAAAAUAGAGAAGGAGAAGAUUGCUCGGAUGGCCAAGCAAGCCUGGGAAAGAGCUACUAAAAAAGAUUCUGGAGACGCUGAGGAGAGACCCAGCCGAAAAAGAAAAUCAAUUCACAAGAGUGGUAGUAGUAGUAAGCAUAGAAGGCCCGGGAACCAUGUGAAAAGAAGAGAGCAUAGCCUGUCGCCGUUAUCUGACCGGGAAUCGAAACCAAAGUUUGGAAAGCAAAAGAAGACUAUUGUCAAACAUUCUGGUAACGCUGCCCCGCCACCCAUGGACUUUAAGGCACUCCUUGCCAUGGCUGAACAAAAACAGAAUGAACCAAUGAAGCCGAUGUCAGCGAUCCCAAAGAAGAAGAAAAAAGAGGAGGAGAAAAGGCCAAUGACCCAGGAAGAGAAGGACAGGAAGGAGAGAAUUAAGUCCAGGGAGUAUCAGGAGUGGUUGAAGAAUGGCGGGAAAGCGCCAUGUCAGAAAGACAUGUCAGAUGAUGAAGCUUCUCCUCCUUCCACGUCCCAGACGCGAGUUCCACCGUCCUCCAGCAGUUCUUCUUCACGAGACAAGUUGAAGUCAAUGCCAAGCGGCAAACCAGCGUCCUCUAUGGGCGCUACUAGACCAUCAUUUCACAAACAGCACAGAGGCGAACCCCAGCGACCUCCCAGCGGCAGCAACCACGGGCUCAACAGGGGAAAAGCCAACAGCGUCCCUCAAAUGAACGAGAAUGUUCUAGUGUGUGGGCCGGGCAGUGACAGCGAGCCGGAAGAACCACCCGCCCCUCAGAAUUCGAUGAAUCCGUUCGACAGGAUCGUCAGUCAAGUGCAUAAAAAGUCACGGCCUCGACCACCACCUGACCCAAAGAGGAUGAGGCUGGAUGACGACUUCGAUGAAGAGGAGGAAGACUCUGACAUGGACGACUUCAUCGAUGACGGUGAAGCGGACGCCUCGGAAAUUUCGAAGGAGAUCCAGAAAAUGUUUGGUUAUGACAGAAGCAGAUUCAAGAACGAGAGAGAAGAGGACUUGUCGGACAUGGAGGCAGAUUUCAGCACUGUGAUGAAGGAGGAGAAACGUAGCGCCAAACUGGGACGUAUGGAGGAUUUGGAGGACAUGAGGAUGGAGCAGGAGGAACUCCGGCAGAAAGCUUUGAUGAAAAAACAGAUGAAAAGAAAGAAAUAAUUUUCAAAAAUUUCGCCAGUUUUUAUAAACAGUACAUAUUGCGUACGGCUUUGAUGUUUGAGGGCAGUUGAAUGAAACUGUAGAGAUCUGAACAGAUGUCCCUGCUGGAGAUACAGACUGAGGAAUGCCUGUUCUGUUGUGGAAAUUGUUGCCAAAAGUCUUGCCUUUGGUUUACUUUUAUUGUUUCCGGAUUUGUCGAUGUGGAUUUGUGGACAUCGUCCAGUAGCACGUAGAGCUCUUCCCGGAUCAAGAUGGCGAUCGGAUACUUAUGACUCGGUUAAUGGAUGGGCUUUUGUGGUUGUGUAUCCCCCCCAUUGAUGACUUUGAACAAAUAAGGAGACAGGAACUUGUUUCGCAACAAAUUUAUAACAAAGGGACAAGACUGGAGAAUAUGUCCUGAGUGGCUCGGUUCAUGAUUUGUCUUGGCCUUUUGGUUUUUACAGACUGGUAGCACAGCUGUGUAGAUUGUGCUGGAUGGCUCAGCCGUUCCUGUGCCUAUAAUUUGAUUAUGAUAAUCAUAGAAUGAUUGGGAAAAGGCUUGGAAUGUGAUAAUAUAAGAUAACGAUUAAUUAAUCUCCACAAAGAGAAAUUUGUUGCAGCACGGUAAAUGCAUACACUACACACUUGUGAACAUACACUCACACACACACAAACACACACGGUCUUUCUCUCUCCCCC